AUGUCUUUUAGACGUGUUUCGGUUAUUGGGUCAGGCAACUGGGGGUCAACAAUUGCUAAAAUAAUUGGUAACAAUAUUAAAAAGUUCCCCGAAUAUGUUCCAGAGGUUCGUAUGUGGGUUUUUGAGGAGUUAGUCAAUGGCCGUAAACUCACAGAAAUAAUUAAUACAUCUCACGAAAAUGUGAAGUAUCUGCCCAAUGUGAAGCUUCCAGAAAACGUUGUUGCUGACCCAGACGUAAAAUCAGUAGCUCGAGAUGCUGACGUACUUGUCAUUGUUAUGCCCCAUCAGUUCCUUAAUAAGACAUUGGCGGAAAUGAAGCCUGUUGUCAAACCAACGUCUUAUGCCAUUUCUUUAAUGAAGGGGUUGGCACUGAGUGAUGAUCAUGGUAUCAAGCUAUUAACAGAUUGUAUCAGAGAUGUACUGAAAAUACCCUGUGCAGUCCUUAUGGGUGCUAAUUUGGCAACUGAAGUUUCUCAAGAAAACUACUGUGAAGCAACUAUUGGUAUCGAUGAUCCGAAGAUGGGGUCUGAAUUAAAAAAACUUUUCCAGACAGAUUACUUCCGAAUUGUGGUUAUAAAAGACGAAGUUGCCACAGAAUUAUGUGGAGCUUUAAAAAACAUUGUAGCAGUUGCUGCAGGUGUGAUUGAAGGUUUAGGUUAUGGUGAUAACACUAAAGCUGCAGUUAUACGUCUUGGGUUCAUGGAAAUGAAAAAUUUCAUUUAUCAAUUUUUUGCUGAUCGCCAUCCCCAAGAAGGGACAUUUCUAGAAAGUUGUGGCGUUGCUGAUCUUAUUACAACUUGUUAUGGUGGUAGAAACAAGCAAAUGGGCAUAGCAUUAGCCACCACAAAUGAGCCUUUAGCCCAAUUGGAAAAAGAACGUUUACACGGUCAAAGUGCUCAAGGUCCUCUCACUGCUGCAGAAGUCUAUGCAAUGCUGGAACGCAAGGGUCUUCUUGAGAAGUAUCCUAUAUUUACAGCUGUACAUAAGUUGUGUACACGUCAGUUUGAUCCAAAGAACUUUAUUUGUUGUUUGGCUAAUCAUCCAGAGCAUCGUUAA
Molecule: messenger RNA, 1056 nt
Organism: Schistosoma rodhaini
Lineage: Eukaryota; Metazoa; Platyhelminthes; Trematoda; Strigeidida; Schistosomatidae
Source: the annotation of a GenBank genome assembly